Cydia strobilella is the source of this 1946-nucleotide messenger RNA. RefSeq names its product gastrula zinc finger protein XlCGF57.1-like. The coding region runs from base 130 to 1533 and encodes 467 amino acids. Gene Ontology annotation, biological process: regulation of transcription by RNA polymerase II. Lineage: Eukaryota; Metazoa; Arthropoda; Insecta; Lepidoptera; Tortricidae. The transcript has a single exon. Gene Ontology annotation, molecular function: RNA polymerase II cis-regulatory region sequence-specific DNA binding; DNA-binding transcription factor activity; zinc ion binding. Gene Ontology annotation, cellular component: nucleus. The record is from RefSeq and is a predicted model, not a curated record.
AAAAAAUGGAAUUUAUGGAAUAAAGCUGAAGCUUGUUUGUUUUUUAGUCCCGUUUCGUGCCAUAAAAUUCAAUCACUGAAAACAUUAAAAGUGCAAUCUUAUUAGACCCCCAAUUCCUGUAAGAAGAUAAUGGAUUCGAAAAUUUGUCGAGUUUGUCUCAGCAGACCGGGCGAUACAUCGCUGUUCGAAAAACACGAUGGUUUACCGUACAGCGACAAAAUAAUGCGGUUCGUAAAGAUUACUAUCAGGGAAAACGACGGAUUGCCAAGCUCGAUUUGCCUCAGCUGCAUUGCCGAGCUCUCUGUGUCAUACGAAUUCGUGCAAAAGUGUGAAGCUUCAGACCUGGCUUUAAAAACCUUAAAACUGGACAGUCAAAGAGAAUCAGCGUUAAACAUAAAGAACGAAGACAUAAAAGACGAUCCAGAUGAACCUUACCUUAACUUUAGCUUCCUAGAUGAUGACUACGAUGUUAACUGGGAGGAGCCAGUCAAGAAAAUAAAAGAUAAGAAAGGUAAAUAUGUUAAGAAAAGGAAGAAAGGAAAAAUGGAGCCUAUACAGUGUGUCACCUGCGGGCAGAUGACCACCAGCCCCUCAGCCAUGGAGAUCCACAUGAGAACACAUACUGGUGAUAAACCAUAUUCCUGCAUUACUUCCUCGUGUGAUGCCAAAUUUGCUACUAAAGGAGCUUUGAAACGACAUUGCGAGACUUUUCACAGUGAACGAGAGAGAAAAUACACUUGCGAGCAUUGCGGCAGCAGCUUUUUUAGAAAAAACGAGAUCAUAACGCACAUAAGAGUCCACACAGAUGAACGUCCAUAUGCCUGCCCAUUUUGCUCCAGAAAGUUCCGGCAAAUAGCUUCACUCAUCCGUCAUAAGAGAAUUCACACUGGAGAGAAACCGUUUGCUUGUUCCAUAUGUAAUAAGAAGUUUGCCGAUAGAACUGUGGCCCGGAAGCACCUGCUAGUUCACAGCGAUGAGAAACACUACACCUGCCAUCUCUGUCACAAGUCCAUGAAAAGCAACAGUGCUCUAAAAGUGCACAUGAACCUUCAUGUGAAUAAGAAGCAAAAUGUUUGCAACUACUGCGGUAUGACAUUCUCAAUGAAAGGAAACCUCAAAACCCACAUAAGACGCAAGCAUUCAGAAAAGUCUGGACAGUGUAAUAUUUGCUCAAAGACAUUUUCAGACUUAGAAGUCCACAUGCGCAAGCAUACUGGUGAAAAGCCGUUCAUAUGUCAUGUAUGUCAGCAAAAGUUUGCGACAAAGCGUAGUCUGACACAUCACCUAGCGUUUAGACAUGAGAAUGCGGCAAAAUUCAAGUGUUCCAUUGGGGAGUGUACAAGAACUUUCCCUACUGCGCCAAUGUUAGAGUUCCAUUUGCUAAAGCAGCAUACAAACCACACUCCGUAUGUGUGCCAGCAUUGUUCCCGAGGGUUCUUCCGGAUGAGUGACCUGUCCCGCCACCUUCGGGUCAGUCACAUGGAACUGCAGCUCAAAGAAGACAAAACCAUACUCACCCUUAAUGGUCCUUAGUUUAUCCUCGUAAGGCCCACCAUACAAAGUUUUCCUAUUUUUAAUUUGAACUAUAUUUGUUGUAUAGUAGAUUAGGGUGACUCCUUUGUUUUAGAAAACAAUGUAACAAAAAAAUGCUACUACUUAAUUCAGUUAGUGUAAGGUUCAAAUUAGAUUGAAACAGAGUGUACAUUGUAAUGCACAUUGGGCCUUUCGAGGUUAUAAUAAGUUACUUUAUGCUAAUCUAUGCGCCGACUGAUAUGUUAAGAAUUCUAGUCAUAGAAUUACUAAAAACUUAAUUAGUACUAAUUAUGCAUUAAAUAGUUUAGAACUGUAAUUUAAUUACUGAAUUUAUGAAAACUUUAUUACCAUUUACAAUUGAGUUUGUAGACUUUUUUUUCAUUUGUAGAAGUAGUUAUAAAUUAUUGUGACAA